Molecule: messenger RNA, 3186 nt
Organism: Naumovozyma castellii
Lineage: Eukaryota; Fungi; Ascomycota; Saccharomycetes; Saccharomycetales; Saccharomycetaceae
Gene: LOS1
Product: Ran GTPase-binding protein LOS1
Exons: 1
Coding region: 1-3186 (1061 amino acids)
Source: RefSeq, a predicted model, not a curated record
AUGUUACAAAGGAUCAGAGAUGCUGUUACUAUAGCCAAUAAUCCAACGUCAGAUGCAGAGACUAAGAAACAAGCAUUAGAAUUCCUAACACAGGCUAAAUCGGAUGCCAAUGCAGCCCAAUUAUUCUCGUCUCUUUUGAAUGAUGGUGCAACCGAUGAUUUAACUAAAUUUGUAGCUCUUCAAGUGCUAAACGAUAUAGUUACGGAGUCCUCCAAUAAUACUUCACAACAAUCCUUGAUUUAUAUAAAGGAUGUCGUGGUGGAGCUACUACGAAACAAAGUGACUAAUAACAUUCGAAAUCCAGAAUAUUUUAGAAAUAAAGUAGCCGAACUAGUUACAGGAUUGUUCUAUGCCAUGUAUGGUGACGUCAAUAAUAACCAUUGGGUUUCAUUUUUCCAAGAUAUGAUUUCAUUUCUAUCCAUAGAACCAUUGACAAAAGCGCCAUCACAGGAUUUCUCACAAUUAGGUCUUGAUUAUUUUUUAAGAAUAUGUGGAUUUAUUAACUCAGAAAUUGCAGAUCAAACCUUUGUUAGAUCAAAGGAUAUUCAAUUGAAAAAUAACAAUAUAAAAGAUACCAUGAGACUAAACGAUAUCCAUAGACUGGUCACCAUAUGGCUAAAUAGUUUAAAGACGUUAAUACCGCAGCAGCAACAACAGCAACAGCAAAAUAGUACAAGUUUGGCAGUGUUGGCCUUAUCAUGCAUUGGCUCUUAUAUAUCAUGGAUAGACUUGAGCUUGAUUAUCAAUCCUGAAUAUAUUUCCGUUAUUUGUAACUUCUUAGAUUUCCAUGGUACAAGAAUUGCCUGUGCACAAGCAUUAUGCGAAAUUAUUGCCAAGAAAAUGAAACCAAUGGAAAAAUUGACUCUAUUAAGCAUGUUAAAUCUAACAGAUAAGGUUGCUACAGUGGAACAUGAUGAUUUGGAAGUGUAUGAGCAACUAGCAAAAUUAUCAUCAUCUAUUGGGUUAGAACUUGCAAUCGUAUUAGAUCAGUGCAAUGAUGGAGAACCAACACCAGAAUUACAAGAAGUUGCAAUAGCGGCGGAUCAACAAAUUCUAACUCAAGUGGCACCAUUAGUCUUUAAAUUCAUGUCUCAUGAAUAUGACUCGGUAACUCAGCAAUGUUUUACAUUUAUUUCUCAAUAUUUAUCAUUUUUGAAGAAAGUAUUUGCAUUAGGUGGGAAACCAGGGUCUGCUAUUGCAAUAGUGUCAAGGAAACAGCCGUUGGAUGCACAACAUCAAGAAUUUAUCCUCUCCUUGUUAAAUAUUUGCUUCAAAAAGAUGAGAAUCGAUGAAUCAUCUGAUGAAGAUGCAGAUGAUGAAAUAGAAGAAUUCAUGGAAACAAUAAGAUCCAAGUUGAAAAUUUUUCAAGAUAGUAUUGCUGUAAUCAAUCCAACAUUAUAUUUAGAAAAUUUGUCAAACCAUAUUCAAACAUGUUUAGGAUGUCCUGAUUGGCGUGAUUUGGAAUUAGGUAUCUACCAAAUGCAUAAUCUAAGUGAAAGUAUAAGAAAUAAUCUUUUCGGUCUCAACAAAAAUGAAAUUUCAACUUCCCAACCUGCAAUGGUUAUGAGUAAAUUUAUGGGUAUAUUAUUACAAAAUUCUGCAGUAUUCCAAAUGGAUAAUCAAUAUGUCGAAAUUCUUUUUUUUGAAUUAGUAGUCAGACAUAAUUCAUAUUUGUCGGGCGAAAAAGAUGAAAUAGCCCUUUUGAAUAUCUUUUGUAGUAAUUUCGGGAUGUUUAACAAGAGAGAAAAAGUAAGGCUAAGAACAUGGUAUUUAUUUUCAAGAUUAUUGAAGACUACCAAGCCGAAAUUCCAUGUUUCAAUACUUUCUGAGAUUAUAGCUAAGAUCAGUCCGUUAUUACCAAUUAAAGUUACAAGUGUUAAUGCUGAUGGUUCCGAAGAUGACACAACGUUUGAUAAUCAAUUGUACUUAUUUGAAGGUGUUGGUUUGCUAAUAGGAGCAAAUUGUGAUUCAAAUUAUGAUCUCCUUGACCAAGUUUUGACACCAUUAUUUACCGAAUUGGAAAGUUGUAUCUCAGCACAAUCACAGGCACCAGAGGUAAUUUUACAGUGCCAUCAUAUAUUAAUGGCAAUUGGUACGCUGGCAAGAGGUGUUCAUGGUGGACUAGUUCCUGAAAAUCAGGUCAACAAUGCUCUGGUCUCAAAGAAAUUGAUUGAAAGGUCUUUGAUCGAAAAAUUCUCCAACAUAGCAGAAGUAGUACUGGUAACUUUCUCAUAUUUCAAUAAGCAUGAGAACAUUAGAGACGCAUCAAGGUUUACAUUUUCUCGUUUAAUUCCAAUACUAAAUAAUGAAAUGGUUCCCUUUGGUAACAAGCUAAUUGCAUUGUUCCUAGAAUCAGAUCUUAAAAUGUUAGAAAUGAACGAUUUCUUGGGUUUCCUAGGGCAAAUGAUACAUAUGUUUCGCAAAGAUGAAGGCUGUUAUCAAUUAUUUAACAAUCUUUUAACUCCAGUUGUUUCAAAGCUACUUGUGGUUUUAGAGGGAAUCGAAAAUGAAAGGACCAAAGAGGCGGAUAGUUGGUAUACUAAUUCUAAUCGGGAAAAUGGUAAGAAUUUGGUCUUGACUGACUCAUUCAGAGACACGAUUAUACUUAAAAAGGCAUAUUAUGCAUUUCUCCAAUCAUUUAUUACAAAUUCUGUCACGUCACUGUUGCUAACGGAAAAGAAUAGACAAAUACUGCCUACAAUUCUAACAGAAUUAUUAACCUAUAGUCCCCAAGAGGUGCAAGAAACAUCUGCUAUGAAAUUGGCGCUUAAUGUGUUAGUAAAUUUCGUAAAAUUUUUUGGUUCCGGUAAAUGCACAGAUCCUAACGAUGUUCAUGCAGCUAAUAUCGAGAGACUAGAUGGCCUAAAUGAAUUCUUCAUAUCAAGAAGUAUUCCUUUGGUGUUUGAAAUUCCUUUUAAACCUGAAUAUAAGUUCAAUGUCAAAGAAGGGAGCUUUCGAAUUGUAGCAACAGAUCUUUCUCGUCUUUUAAGAGAAGUAUACCUACAAAGUGGAGGAGGUUCUGAUAUAAAUUCUAAUCCGUGUUUAGCAUAUAUGGUCAACGUGUACCUUCCACAGAUACAAUUCCCACAACAAUUAAUUGUUGAGCUCGUCGAGACAUUAAUCACGUCGGACCAAAAGGCAUUCGAGAAAUAUUAUAUUAAUCUAAUCACUAAACUUUCUUCCUGA